This is a messenger RNA of Chroicocephalus ridibundus (black-headed gull), 4553 nucleotides long. RefSeq names its product C-X-C motif chemokine ligand 12 (gene CXCL12). The record is from RefSeq and is a predicted model, not a curated record. The transcript is spliced from 5 exons. Gene Ontology annotation, biological process: defense response; chemotaxis; immune response. Gene Ontology annotation, molecular function: chemokine activity. The coding region runs from base 99 to 494 and encodes 131 amino acids. Gene Ontology annotation, cellular component: extracellular region. Lineage: Eukaryota; Metazoa; Chordata; Aves; Charadriiformes; Laridae.
CUCUAUAGAGGGAGGGGAGGAGGGGACUCCAGCAGAGAGCCGCAGCCGCCGGGACGAGCACUCCAGCGCUCGCCCCGCGCCCCGCCAGCCGCCCCAGCAUGGACCUCCGAGCCCUUGCUCUGCUCGCCUUCGCCCUGGCGAUCAUCUCCCUCUCGGAGGAGAAACCCGUCAGCCUGACUUACCGAUGCCCCUGUCGAUUCUACGAGAGCAACGUGGCAAGAGCCAACAUUAAGCACCUCAAAAUCCUGUCCACACCCAACUGCUCACUUCAGAUUGUUGCAAGGCUCAAGAGCAACAGCAAGCAAGUGUGCAUUGAUCCCAAGUUAAAGUGGAUCCAGGAAUAUCUGGAGAAAGCUUUAAACAAACCACGUCAUCGCACUCAUAAAAAAAAGCAACAGAAGAAACGGGGCCCACUCUGCCCUUCCCGUGCAACACCACUAAAGUCUCCAGGGAGAAAGAAUGGAGGUUCAAGAUGUAAGAGUCAAGCAUUGUAAGCCGUCUACAGGAUUUCUUACUGUAGGACCCAGAGAGCAGAUAACCAGUAUUAGGGAAUGAAUACAUUUCACUGUUAUCAUGCAGCACAAAGCAACGCUUCAUGCAUUUCCAAAGGUUUUUUUGUUUGGUUUUUUUUUUGGUGUGUGUUUUUUUUUUUUUUUUUGCACAGGUUAGCUUGCUUUCACAGUGCUAUUUUUAUAUAGUAAGAUGUAACUAUUUGAGAAAAAUAUGUUUUUAUACAGGUUGGUUUAUUACCUAGCACUGAGGGCAGAUAUGAAUUUAAACUAACCCUACGUUAUUAUAUAAUAUUUUAUUUCCUUUGCUAUGUAGAGGUCUUGCUUUAUUUAACUUUCUUUUGGUUCAUGCAAGUCUCCUGGAGUUUUAAACCUAGAAGGACAUGAACUGUACAGUGCAAUGAUGUUGUGUAAGUAGUGGAGGAACUUCUUGCCUCCAGCAGUCAUUGAGGCCAAGAACAUAGGAAGGCUAAAAAGCAUCAGACAUUGAUGAAAGUGAACAGCAUUACCAUGCGUGGUAUUUAUAGGUGUUUUGGGUGAGGGAUUAAACUCAGGGCCACGGGGCUAAAGCUCUUCUCUGAAGAUCAGAGACCUUGGUGACAGCUAUGAGCAGCUGGGUCAACGCACAUCUGGUAUUGCAAGGUCCUAGUACUUAGUUUGUAGUAGUUGUGUGUGUUAGGAGCCGCAACACUGAUCUGAUGUCACCUGGCAUUUCCUAUGUUCCUGUGUUUCUGAUGACAAAUUUUAGCACAAAAAGCAAUGAGUUAUUAAGUGUCUAACCACACGAUCAUGUUGCAAGUUGCUGGAGAAGUCGGAUAUGCUGCCACGCACCAGGUGUCUCUUCCCACCCAUCCACAGGAGGUGGCUUCAGCUGGCCUGGCUAGCUUUGCACUGAAGUAGGCGGAGAUGCAUUCACAUGACCCUUCACCAACGAUGCCGUAGCCUCGGCUACUGAACAAUCAUACAUACCUGAGGGCAGUAACAUCUUUGAUUGCUCUGGAGAUACCUAGAAGAGGAUGUCUGGCCAUAUCUUUGGAGAAAAGAGAUGCCUGAGGCACGAGAGGGUCUGCCCAGUUUGUGGAAGGAGUGGUGUUUCUUGUGUGUGGAAAUGAAGGCCAACACUCGCUGUUCACCAGUGGUUAUGGCCCUGGUUUGCUGGUGAACAGGGUGAUCUCUGGAAUUUCCUUUGGAAAGUCCACCCAGAGACAGGGACCACUUCUUGCACCAAUACCCUCUCUCAGCCAGAAAUUCCUUUCUCCCGGUUCCCACCUGUAUACGCAGUACCUUUACGCUGCGCACUGGGAUCCGGGGGGGAAGCACAUUUGUGCAGCACAAUGCUUGUGUUUGUAUGUAUCUGUGUGUGUAUUGUAAACAAAAAAAUGUUGUAAGAAUGUAUUUUUUUUUUUGAGCGGGUUGCUUCAAAAGAAAUCUUCCCUCUUCCCUGCAGCCUGUACCGGGGACACCGAGAGCGGUGUUUUACUAAGCACUCCCUUCUGUGGCAGGCAUCUUUUAGUGCCAAAGAGGCACUUUGGCUAGCCAGGGAUUAUCUUAUUUCCAUGUGGAUUCAAGUAAAAACCUUGUAAGUAUUUUCCUCUCUGCAAAACAAUGCUAUUACAGAGAGUGCUUCAGCUGGGACCACAUCACCUCAUUUACCUUGACGUAGAAACCAACUGCUGUGCCUAAAAUGUAUGUGUGUGUGAUUUUGACAUUCCUUCUAUUGUUAUAUUUACCAACCUGGUGCUUUGAGUAUAUUGUAUCUCCAUUUUGAAAGGGCUGGUACCACUGUACUUGAUGAGAAUUGGAGUGUUGAUUUCAAUGUGAGUAGGAUCAGAUCCUCUGUUGUAAAGGUAAAGAUAGAACUUCUAUGAGAAAACUAGAGCUUCAUGUAUCUUCCCUGGGCAGUACUUUAUAUCCUAAGAUCCGUGUCCUGUCCCCACAUGAACAUCUCAAUUACUAGUGGUUUGCCAGAGGUGGACAUGUGAGUGUCAAAGCCAAGAAUGACUUUGGGGGAAGUGUGGAAGAAUCUUGGUUCUGACACAGACAUGGAGCUUGCCCUUCUCACCCAGGAAAGUGCAUUCUUCAAACAUGCUUCCCAUCCAAGGACAGUUUGUCUGAUUCCUUCCCAUUGGAGUAAAUAAAGAAUUAAACAAUCCUCUGGUUUUGAUUCAAUAGCAUACCUUGCUAAUGAUGAUAGGGGCCAUAAAGAUUUUGUUGCUAGGGGAAACAUAGGCUUUCCAGUGAAAAGAUGGGGUGGGUAGAUGUGACUGUACAGCCUCGUUGGUGCUCUGCUGCGGUCCUCGUUAACAGGGAGUGCAUCUGGGGUCAGCGCCUGCAGGGAAAGGUCUCUGGGCACAUGCCAGCCUCACAUUACAGCUGGGGCUGUAAUGCAAAUGGACUACUUUGCCAGAAGCGCUGAGAUGGGUAGUGCUGGAGCACCCCGGCCAAACCCCAGGGUCCCAGCUCUGGACAGUAUAUCCAGGAAGAAGAGAUAAUGGGGUCACCAGUCAACCUUCUCUGAGGGCAAACUAGUGAGUGUUGCAGGGGUAGACUGUGCUAAAGGAAGGGCAUUUGCUUCUGGGAGAAAUGCGUGAGUAGCAGCAGGAAGGAAAGGGGCUCCCUGCAAGGCUAGGGAACACCUACAGCCAGGUGGUGGUUGUCUGGGUGCCUUGUGGGCCAUCUGCCUCUGACAUUUCUUGAGAUUCACGCUGUGGCCUGGGCCCUGACACUGCUGCGCUGGUGCCGAUUCACUACUCGUGUGACCACUCAGGGCACAGGGAUGCUCUUGGGGGCCAGCACCAUGUCCCUCCCUUGAUGAGCACAGCAUGAACGCAGGGUUGGCACAGGCCCAUCCAGGAGUAACUGAGGACUUAAGUGAGAACCUAACAAGAGCUUUCUCUUGCUUUAGACCAAAAUUCAACCUUGAGUGGGAAGCAUUGCUCUUUGCCUGGCAUUAUUUGCAUGGUGCACCAGGGAGGGCAGCCGUGCCCUUGGCGCUAGAGAAAUCAAUGCCGCGGCUGCCCCAGGCUCCCUGCGCCACCCUGCGCAUCACACGCCGCUCCUCCUGUGCACACGUAGCAGAAACCCACUUGGGGAGAGCACUCGGUUUUCCUUUCUGCCUUUAACCGUUGACCAAAGACCAAAUCAGGGAAAGGAAGCGUGGGGAGAUGGGAGUGAUGUAGGGACCACACGUGAAGAGGCGGGAAAAGAGAUGACGCCGAACCGGUGCUGAAAAAGCAGCUUCCGUAAAUGUGAAAUCGUCUCGUGUGGUAUUUUCAAAGUGCAGCUCUUGAAUCAUAAGGUUGGAUUAUUAUUUUUUUUAAAGAAUCGAUGGUAUUUAUUGCUGUGCCAAUUUUUUAUUUAUACUAGCUUUAGACUUGUAUGUAUGAAUAUCUUAUCUGAAUUCUGCCUGAGGAAGGAUGAAGGGUGACUUUCUGAUGUGUUUUUAACUAAGUUGUUUGAGCAAAGGUGACUGAUCGUUUUGCAAUGAAGGCUACAUUAGAGGUUAAAUAUACACAUUUCAUUGAAAAUGCAGUUCCUAUAGAAGUUUUUGUUGCUAUUUUCUCUUUGUUAGCACCUAGAGGAGCCUUCUUUUCUCUGGCAACUUGUUUUGAGUGACGUGAUUUACAGUAACCAGGGUUUUCUGAGAACUCGUCACCUAAAAUCUGUUAUUUUUUCAUUAUUAACAUCCCACCAAGACAAGCUUUGUCUGCAAACAUGAAACUCUGGUGGCCACAGAGAAGAAAACGUAUCAUCGUGAAAGGGCUGCAUGAACCUCCCAUCUUCCACUCCUUAAGAACUCAGUAUUGUCAGAAUGUGGUAAAUACUGUACUUUAUAUUUUUAUUAAGUAAAAAGAAAUAUCUUCCCAAAUAAUGUGAAAAGGGUUUUGUAUUUGUGUUCCUGUAAGGCAGCUUUUAUGGAGGAGUUGUAUUAUGCUUUUGAAAUUACUCCUUUCAUAGAAUAUUUUGAAAAGAAUCACUUUUAUAUUGUUGUAAUUUCUCCCAUAAAUCUGUAUGCACUUAAAAUUUUCUUAAUAAAAAUGUCUA